AUGUGCGCGGAGCUCGGCGGAAAGCUGGUGGCCCCGGCGCUGCUGCUGGCCCUGGUUAUGGCCAUGCUGCUGGCCAGCGCCCGGGCUGCCGCGGGCACUGAGGCCACGCACCCGCCGGAGGGGCCGCAGGACAGGACCCCGCAGCAGAAGGGGCGCCUGUCCCUGCAGAACACAGCUGAAAUCCAGCACUGCCUGGUAAAUGCUGGCGAUGUGGGAUGUGGAGUGUUUGAAUGCUUUGAGAACAAUUCUUGCGAGAUCCGAGGCUUACACGAGAUCUGCAUGACAUUCCUGCACAACGCUGGAAAAUUCGAUGCCCAGGGAAAAUCCUUCAUUAAAGACGCUCUGAAGUGUAAGGCUCAUGCCUUGAGGCAUAAAUUCAGCUGCAUCAGCCGUAAGUGCCCUGCCAUUAAAGAGAUGGUGUUCCAGUUACAGCGGGAGUGCUACCUGAAGCAUGACCUCUGCUCUGCUGCCAAGGAGAACGUCCAGGUCAUUGUGGAGAUGAUUCACUUCAAAGACCUGCUGCAGCAUGAGCCUUACGUUGACCUAGUGAACAUCCUGCUGACCUGUGGCGAGGAGGUGAAGAAGGCAAUAACCAGGAGUGUCCAGGCCCAGUGUGAACAGAACUGGGGAAGCCUCUGCUCCAUCCUGAGCUUCUGCACCUCCGCCGUGCACGGGGACGCCGAGAAGAAGGUGGGGGAAGGCAGCAGGGCCAGUGCUGGCCGUGGGGACAUGGUGGCCCACGCCGACCCCGAGCACAGGGAGAGCUCACGAGCAGCCAAGGGAGAGAGAGGUACCAAGGGCCACUCCAACACCCGGGCCAAAGCUGGGGGCCACAGUCCCAAAGGGGCCCACGGGAUCCUGGACCGGGCAGAAGAACUGUCCGACUUCUCCGACGUCAGGAGGUGAAAAAAGGCACCAGCUCCCCCUUCCUUCCCCCCCCCAAAAAAAAAACAAAAACCUCCUCCCCUGAGUUCCAUCCUCCCGUCUAUGGACAUUCCAAAGCAUUUCCCAUUCAGAGGUCAAGCACAGGGCAUUGCAAGAUAUCUAUGGACCUCGGCAUCAGUGUGUAUAUAGUAGCAAAGGGAGAGCAGUGGCAAUGGGUUAUCGAUCCAGCAAACGCGGCGCUCGGGUGGCAAAAUGUCUCCAGAUAAAUUCUUUCCCCUUUUAUUUUAUUUUAUUUUAUUUUUUUUUUGGACAAAACGGACAUCAUCUGAAAUUUA
Molecule: messenger RNA, 1220 nt
Organism: Sturnus vulgaris (Common starling)
Lineage: Eukaryota; Metazoa; Chordata; Aves; Passeriformes; Sturnidae
Gene: STC2
Product: stanniocalcin 2
Biological process (GO): intracellular calcium ion homeostasis
Cellular component (GO): extracellular region
Molecular function (GO): hormone activity
Source: RefSeq, a predicted model, not a curated record